Molecule: messenger RNA, 1377 nt
Organism: Ostertagia ostertagi
Lineage: Eukaryota; Metazoa; Nematoda; Chromadorea; Rhabditida; Trichostrongylidae
Source: the annotation of a GenBank genome assembly
AUGCCGCCUACACUCAGAAGACAAGCUAAGCGCCAUCGCCAGUCCAGUGGACCCGUGCGGUCCAACACAACGCUUUCUCAAACGACAACGCUCCCGUAUGUUCCAGCAGUCAACUCGUCGCUGCUCAAUUUCGUCGAUGCUUCUAUUCUCAGUAAAUUGGAACUUCCCACGUUCGAUGGAAACAUCCUUGAGUACCCAGAAUUUUCGUCUCGGUUUGCCACGUUAGUCGGCAAUAAGGUUCAACUCGAUGACACGACAAAAUUUUCCUUGUUGAAAUCUUGUCUGCGAGGUCGUGCUCUUCACGCGAUACAAGGACUCUCCAUGACUCCUAACAACUACAAGAUCGCUAUGGACAUCCUCGCCACCCACUUCGACGACAAAGAAGGUCGCAAUCUUCAAACUCUGUACAACCAAAUGUUUGCUCUAGUUAGGCAGUUUGCUGAAGACGGAAAUGACUCAAACGAGACCGGUUUAGGAGCAAUUCUGCUUAACAAACUUCCUGCCAGAGUACGUAGUCAGAUAUAUGACAAGACAAACAAUAGCCACAACCUCUCCCCGACCGAACUGCUACACUUGCUCACCGAUAUAGUCCGUAAAGAAGCCGCACUAUCAGAGAUUGAUUAUCACGCAUGCAUGAACCGUUAUCCUUCAAGUCACGAGCUUCAAGUGGAGUUCCGGUCGAAGCCUCAGCACUUUUCAUAUUCAACACAGAAGAGAAAAGAAUGUUCCUUUUGUCGAAAUUCCGAUCACACCUCUCUCGUCUGCGACUCCUUCCCGACCCCGCGUGAUCGAACUCGUCGAGUAGAACAACUACGUCUAUGUUACAACUGUCUCUCCAGUCAACAUGGUUCUAAGGACUGCACAUCCAAACAAUCCUGUAGAUUCUGCGCCAAGCGUCAUCACUCAUCGCUGUGCCCUAAAUGCUCUAAUGUGUCUAAUCCAGGAAGAGAGACUCCGCAACCUGGCCACUCCUUCGCCCCUAACCCCUCCUCGUUCCGAACUCACGAGCAGUUUGUUAGUGUUUCACCAAAAGAAACGACAAACAACCCUCAUCAACAAGAGGACAAUAUCAUCCCAAUAGUUAGCAGUCCCUCCCAUCAGAAUCGAAACAUACGUUCACAAGCCACACUCAUGUGCACCUCCGUAGCCCUCUUUAAUCCUGCAAACUCUUCAAAGACAACAGCUGUUACUGCAUUUUUCGACUCAGGUUCCACCCAGUCGUACAUCACAGACGAACUAGCACGACUCCUCGACCUCCAGAAUAUGUUAUCCGAAGAGAUCUCUGUGUCAACAUUUGGCACUACGACUCCUCUCCGACUGAAAUCUCGAAAUCACGUCGUUGGCAUCAAGACAGAGAAAGGAGAGAAUCAUCUUUAA